AUGACGGUAGCAGCCUGGGUGCCGUGGAGCAGUCAUGCUGGAACACCUGCUGAUACCAGUGGGGAAACAGAGGGCUGGUCUUCCUCGGGUCUGUCGUCUAGUAGGCCUCAGCUGCUCAAUGCCGUAAUCACCAGGCACUCUGGCUACCGGGCACUAAAAUGUGGCCAGUUUGAAUCGAAAUGUUCUGUUAGUGUUAAAUACAUGAAAGAAUUUGAAGACUACAAAAGCCUAAAAUUCCGCUCUCAAACAGGGUCCACGUUAGUGGGCUUGGCUGAUGCUAGAAGUAACUUUCUGCUGAGAACUCACAGAAACCUGAUGGAAAAGUCAGGAAACAGCGUCUGUGCUCGGGUCCGAAAGUUGCGCUCUCUGGACCGGCCCCCAGGGGGCCGCGGUCAAAGUGAUUGGGGUGCGCGGACUCGGGGAGGCGCUGGAGCGGCGAGAGCCGGCGAAGGCAGCAGGGUCCAGGCGGAGCAUUGCUGUCGCCAAGGCAACCGCGCAAGCUGCAAACAGCCGCGCGAGCUGGCCGACGUGCGGCCAGAGCGGACGCCUGGGAACAGCGUGGGCAGAGGCCCCGGACAGCCGCGGGGCCAAGUGUCCGCCGGCCGCGACCAGCUGCGUGCCUCCGGGAAGCGCCGGAGCGCAGCGUCAUGGACAAGUCGGUACGGUGCGCGCUCGGUCUCAGCAGCUCCCACGCCCUGCCUGUCCCCGCCGCGCUUGCGCCGCCGCCGGCCUGCCCCGCGCUCGCAAAGACUGAAGGAAGAGAAGGAAGCCAAGCGGGCACGUUUGGAUGGCAGGCACGCCUAUGUAUUUGCCAUUGUAGCUUCCUGCGUGGACUUGAACAAAACCGAAGUGGAGGAUGCUGUCCUCGAGGGGAAUCAGAUUGAAAGAAUUGAUCAGCUUUUUGCUGUUGGAGGUCUUCGCCAUCUCAUGUUUUACUAUCAGGAUGUGGAGGUAGCAGAAACAGGACAGCAUAGCUCUUCAGGAGGAGUAAAUCCUAUUUCUGGAAAGAUGAAAAAACCUAAAGUGUUCGUGACCGAGGGAAAAGAUGUAGCUCUUACUGGCACCUGUGUGUUCUUCAUCAGGACAGACCCUUCCCGAGCCAUCACCCCUGAGAACAUCCAUCGGGAGGUGAGCUUUAAUAUGUUAGAUGCCGCCAAUGGGGGCCUGCUCAAUAGCAUGAGGCAUUUGCUGUCGGACAUCUUCCUUCCGGCUCUCAGGGCCACAAGCCAGGGCUGGGGCGAACUUGAAGGGCUUCCGGAAGCAUCCAGCAUUCGGCAGGACUUCUUGAGCUCUCUGGAAGGCUUUGUCAGUGUCCUGUCGAGUGCACAGGAGAGUUUGAAGGAGAAGGUGACCCUUCAAAAGUGUGACAUAUUUGAACUGAAAACCCUGAAGGAACCAAUAGACUACUUGACUCUAGCUAAUAACCCCGAGACUUUGGAAAAAAUAGAAGGUUGUAUGAAAGUGUGGAUCAAACAAACAGAACAGGUCCUCGCCGAGAACAAUCAGCUGCGGAAGGAAGCGGAUGACCUUGGGCCCCGAGCAGAGUUGGAGCACUGGAAGAAAAGACUAUCCAAGUUUAACUACCUUUUGGACCAACUGAAAAGCCCGGAUGUGAAGGCUGUGUUGGCAGUGCUUGCUGCUGCCAAGUCGAAACUUCUGAAGACUUGGCGGGAGAUGGACAUUCGAAUCACCGAUGCAGCUAACGAAGCAAAGGACAAUGUCAAAUAUUUGUAUACACUUGAAAAAUGCUGUGACCCCUUGUACAGCAGUGACCCUAUAUCCAUGAUUGAUGCUAUUCCUACACUUAUAAAUGCAAUUAAGAUGAUCUACAGCAUCUCUCAUUAUUAUAACACCUCUGAGAAGAUUACAUCUCUGUUUGUAAAGGUGACCAAUCAGAUGAUAUCGGCAUGUAAAGCUUAUAUUACCAACAAUGGAACUGCUUCUGUGUGGAGCCAGCCGCAAGACAUUGUUGUGGAAAAAAUAUUAUCUGCAAUUAAACUUAAGCAGGAAUACCAGCACUGCUUUCACAAGACAAAACAAAAGCUUAAACAAGAUCCAAAUGAAAAACAGUUUGAAUUCAGUGAGAUGUAUAUUUUUGGAAAAUUUGAAACUUUUCACCGACGGCUUGCUAAGAUUAUAGACAUCUUUACAACCUUUAAGACGUAUUCAGCCCUGCAAGAUUCUAAAAUUGAAGGGCUGGAAGAUAUGGUCACAAAAUACCAGGGUAUGGUUGCCACCAUAAAGAAAAAAGAAUAUAAUUUCUUAGACCAGCGGAAAACGGAUUUUGACCUGGAUUAUGAAGAGUUUUGCAAGCAGACUAAUGACCUUCAUAAUGAGUUGCAGAAGUUCAUGGAUGCUACAUUUGAAAAGAUUCAAAACACAAAUCAAGCUCUAAAUAUGUUAAAGAAAUUUGAAAGAUUGAAUAUACCCAACCUUGGUGUUGAUGACAAAUACCGGCGUACCCUUGAAAACUAUGGGGCUGACAUCGAUAUGAUCGCGAAGCUGUACACAAAGCAGAAAUGCAAUCCUCCACUGGCCCGAGAUCAGCCUCCCAUUGCUGGGAAGAUUUUGUGGGCCCGUCAGCUCUUCCACAGGAUUCAGCAACCGAUGCAGCUUUUCCAGGAGCACCCACCUGUGCUACGGACACCCGAAGCCAAACCUGUGAUUCGCAGUUACAACAGAGUGGCCAAGGUCCUCCUGGAGUUUGAGAUUCUCUACCACAGGGCAUGGCUUCAACAAACUGAAGAAAUUCACAUAGGACUUGAAGCUUCCUUAUUGGUGAAGGCUCCAGGCACAGGAGAAUUGUUUGUAAACUUUGAUCCUCAGAUAUUAACCUUAUUUAGAGAAACAGAGUGCAUGUCACAGAUGGGUCUGGAAGUGUCACCAUUUGCAGCUGCCCUUUUCCAGAAACGGGAUAUAUACAAAACGAACUUCAGUAACAUGAAGUUGAUGCUGGCUGAAUAUCAGAGAGUGAAGUCAAAAAUGCCCCCCAUUGUAGAGCAACUGAUGGGCCCUCAUUUGGCUAAAGUGGAUGAAGCUCUCCAGCCCGGCUUGGCUGCACUGACAUGGACGUCACUGAACAUUGAGCCAUACUUGAAAAAUGCUUUUGCAAAGAUCAAGGAUCUGGAAUUGCUGGUCGACAGGGUCAAUGAUCUGAUAGAGUUCCGCAUCAAUGCCGUUCUGGAAGAAAUGAGCAGCAUGCCGCUUUGUCAGCUCCCCCAGGAGGAGCCGCUUACCUGCGAAGAGUUUCUCCAAAUGACAAAGGAUCUUUGUGUAAAUGGUGCGCAGAUCCUACACUUUAAAAGCUCUUUAGUGGAGGAAGCAGUCAAUGAGCUAAUAAAUAUGUUGUUAGAUGUGGAAGUUCCUUCAAAAGAAGAAAAUGGAAAGGCAUUCAAUGUGAACGGUGCUGAUUCCAUAAACGAAAGUUCAGCAAAAAGAGAAGUAAAUUCCUACACCUUGACAUCUUCCCUUAAUGCUGGGUUAGGCCUCCUGCCUAUGGCGACAAUCACAAGAAAGAAGAAAGAGAUGCAGAUCUUAGAGGAAGAGGCCCGCGAGUUGGUCUCUCAUUUCAAUCAUCAAAACAUGGAUGCUCUUCUGAAAGUUACAAGGAAUACACUGGAGGCCAUUCGCAGGCGAAUUCAUUCAUCCAACACAAUUAACUUCCGGGAUAGUAACAGGGCAUCCCAGAUGAAGCCGAACAGUCGACCCAUUUUUCGGGCAGACCUCACUCUGGCCAUUCCCAACAUCACCAUGGUUCCUGCCCUGGAAGACAUACAGCAAAUGCUGAACAAAGCUGUGGAGUGCAUCGUCAACGUCACCAAGGGGGUUAGGCAGUGGAGCGGGGAGCUGUUGUCCAAGAAAAAGGUGCAUGAAAGAAAAAUGGUUGCUUUGCAGAAUAACGAAGACAGCGAUUCUGAUGCUGAAAUGGGAGAAAAUGAACUGCAAGAUACCUUGGAAAUAGCAUCUGUAAACUUACCCAUUCCUGUGCAAACCAGGAACUACUAUAAGAAUGUUUCUGACAACAAAGAGAUUGUAAAAUUAGUCUCUGUGCUUAGCACAAUCAUCAACUCCACCAAAAAGGAAGUUAUUACAUCCAUGGAUUGCUUCAAAUGCUACAAUCACAUUUGGCAAAAGGAGAAAGAAGAAGCCAUUAUGAUAUUUAUUAAGAAAAACCCCUUGCUUCCUGAAUUUGAAGCCCAGAUUCUCUAUUUCCAAAACUUAGAGCAGAAAAUUAAUGCUGAGCCUGAAUGUGUCUAUGUGGGUGCCAUUGCUCUGUACACAGCUGACUUGAAGUUCACCUUGAGUGCUGAGACAAAAGCCUGGAUGGUUGUCAUUGGCCGUCACUGUAACAAAAAAUACAGGAGUGAGAUGGAAAACAUUUUGACACUUGUUGAAGAAUUCAAUAAGAAACUGAACCGUCCCAUUAAAGACCUAGAUGAUAUUCGGAUUGCUAUGGCGGCACUGAAGGAAGUCAGGGAGCAGCAAAUUUCCAUCGACUUUCAAGUAGGACCUAUUGAGGAAUCCUAUGCCCUGCUUAACAAGUAUGGGCUUCUGAUAGCAAAGGAAGAGAUGGAUAAAGUUGAUACCCUGCGUUAUGCUUGGGAGAAGCUUCUAGCACGUGCCAGUGAAGUUCAGAAUGAAUUAGUCUCACUGCAGCCCAGUUUCAGGAAAGAGCUUAUUAGUACAGUGGAAGCCUUCCUCCAGGACUGCCACCAGUUCUAUAUGGACUAUGAUUUGAAUGGCCCAAUGGUCAGUGGCUUGAAACCCCAGGAAGCCAGUGACAGGCUUAUCAUGUUUCAGAAUCAAUUUGAUAAUAUCUAUCGGAAAUACAUCACCUAUACUGGGGGAGAGGAGCUUUUUGGUCUGCCAGUUACCCAGUAUCCUCAGCUUCUCGAAAUAAAGAAACAAUUAAAUUUUCUCCAGAAAAUAUACACCCUCUACAACAGUGUUAUAGAAACUGUAAAUAGCUAUCACGAUAUCCUGUGGUCAGAAGUGAAUAUUGAAAAAAUCAACAAUGAACUUUUAGAGUUUCAGAACAGGUGCCGGAAGCUGCCCCGGGCCUCAAAGGACUGGCAGGCCUUUUUGGAUCUGAAGAAGACCAUUGAUGAUUUCAGCGAGUGCUGCCCGCUGCUGGAGCACAUGGCCAACAAGGCCAUGAUGGAGAGGCACUGGGAAAGGAUUGCUGCUCUCACUGGGCACAGCCUGGAUGUGGGGAAUGAAGCUUUUAAGUUAAGAAACAUCAUGGAGGCACCACUUCUGAAAUACAAAGAGGAAAUAGAGGACAUCUGUAUUGGUGCUGUGAAAGAGAGAGACAUCGAGCAAAAGCUGAAACAAGUGAUUAAUGAGUGGAACAACAAAACAUUCACAUUUGGCAGCUUUAAAGCCCGCGGAGAACUCCUCCUGCGUGGAGACAGCACCUCGGAAAUCAUCGCCAACAUGGAGGACAGCUUGAUGCUCCUGGGCUCCCUGCUGAGCAGCAGGUACAAUAUGCCAUUCAAAGCCCAGAUUCAGAAAUGGGUGCAGUUACUUUCCAACUCAACGGACAUCAUUGAAAACUGGAUGAUGGUGCAAAACUUGUGGAUUUACUUAGAAGCUGUCUUUGUGGGAGGAGAUAUUGCCAAGCAGCUUCCUAAGGAAGCCAAGCGCUUUUCCAAUAUUGAUAAGUCUUGGGUGAAGAUCAUGAAUCGGGCUCAUGAAAUGCCAAAUGUGGUCCAGUGCUGUGUUGGAGAUGAAACCAUGGGGCAGCUAUUACCACACUUGCUGGACCAGUUGGAAAUAUGCCAGAAAUCCCUCACUGGAUACUUGGAGAAAAAACGCCUUUGCUUUCCUCGGUUCUUCUUUGUCUCGGAUCCGGCCCUUCUGGAGAUUCUGGGGCAGGCCUCGGACCCGCACACAAUACAAGCGCAUUUGCUGAGUGUGUUUGACAAUAUUAAAACUGUCAAGUUCCACGAAAAGGUCUAUGAUCGCAUUCUGUCAGUUUCUUCUCGAGAGGGUGAGACGAUUGAAUUGGACAAACCUGUGAUGGCAGAGGGCAAUGUGGAAGUUUGGCUUAAUUCUCUCUUGGCGGAAUCUCAGUCCUCAUUACAUCAUGUGAUUCGCCAGGCAGCGGAAAAUAUUCAAGAAACAGGUUUCCAACUGAUUGAAUUUUUUUCUUCCUUCCCUGCUCAGGUUGGAUUAUUAGGAAUUCAAAUGAUAUGGACACGGGAUUCAGAAGAAGCCCUUAGAAAUGUCAAGUUCGAUAAAAAAAUCAUGCAGAAAACCAAUCAGUCCUUCUUGGAGCUGCUGAAUACAUUGAUUGACAUUACAACCAAAGAUCUGAGUUCCGUGGAACGAGUUAAAUAUGAGACUUUGAUCACUAUUCACGUGCACCAAAGGGAUAUCUUUGAUGACCUGUGUCACAUGCAUAUCAAGAGCCCUACAGACUUUGAAUGGUUGAAACAGUGCAGGUUUUAUUUUAAUGAAGAUGCUGACAAGAUGAUGAUCCACAUCACAGACGUGGCUUUCAUAUACCAGAACGAGUUUUUAGGCUGCACGGACAGGCUUGUCAUAACUCCACUCACAGACAGGUGUUAUAUCACAUUGGCUCAGGCUCUGGGAAUGAGCAUGGGAGGAGCACCCGCUGGACCUGCAGGAACUGGCAAAACAGAAACUACCAAAGAUAUGGGACGAUGUCUUGGGAAAUAUGUUGUGGUUUUCAAUUGUUCGGACCAGAUGGAUUUCCGAGGGCUUGGACGGAUUUUUAAAGGGCUGGCACAGUCUGGAUCCUGGGGUUGUUUUGAUGAAUUUAACCGUAUCGAUCUACCAGUUCUCUCAGUUGCAGCUCAGCAAAUUUCCAUUAUUUUGACAUGUAAAAAAGAGCAUAAAAAAUCUUUUAUUUUUACUGAUGGAGAUAAAGUGACCAUGAAUCCUGAAUUUGGACUUUUUCUGACCAUGAACCCUGGCUAUGCUGGGCGGCAGGAACUCCCUGAAAACUUGAAGAUUAACUUCCGCUCUGUGGCCAUGAUGGUCCCUGACCGCCAGAUUAUCAUAAGGGUGAAGUUGGCUAGCUGUGGCUUCAUUGACAACAUUGUUUUGGCCAGGAAGUUUUUCACGCUCUACAAGCUUUGCGAGGAGCAGCUUUCUAAGCAGGUACAUUAUGAUUUUGGUCUGCGUAACAUUCUGUCAGUUCUGCGAACAUUGGGAGCAGCAAAAAGAGCCAACCCCACAGAUACGGAGUCCACGAUCGUCAUGCGCGUCCUACGAGACAUGAAUCUCUCUAAACUGAUUGAUGAGGAUGAACCUUUAUUUUUGAGUUUGAUUGAAGAUCUCUUCCCAAAUAUUCUUCUGGACAAGGCAGGCUAUCCUGAACUGGAGGCGGCAAUUAGUAGACAGGUUGAAGAAGCUGGUUUAAUCAACCAUCCACCUUGGAAGCUGAAAGUCAUCCAGCUGUUUGAAACACAGAGAGUUCGGCAUGGAAUGAUGACCCUGGGGCCUAGUGGAGCAGGGAAGACCACCUGCAUCCACACCUUGAUGAAAGCCAUGACAGAUUGUGGAAAACCACAUCGGGAAAUGAGGAUGAAUCCCAAAGCAAUUACGGCCCCCCAGAUGUUUGGUCGGCUUGAUGUGGCCACGAAUGACUGGACCGAUGGGAUAUUUUCUACUCUUUGGAGGAAAACAUUGAGGGCUAAGAAAGGGGAGCAUAUCUGGAUAGUUCUUGAUGGUCCAGUAGAUGCCAUCUGGAUUGAAAAUCUGAAUUCCGUUUUGGAUGAUAACAAAACUCUCACCCUUGCCAAUGGCGAUCGAAUUCCCAUGGCUCCAAACUGCAAGAUUGUUUUCGAGCCUCACAACAUUGACAAUGCUUCUCCUGCUACCGUCUCAAGGAAUGGAAUGGUUUUCAUGAGUUCUUCUGUCCUGGACUGGAGUCCUGUUCUUGAGGGAUUUCUCAAAAAACGCUCACCUCGAGAAGCUGAAAUUCUUCGUCAGCUGUACACCAAGUCUUUUUCCGACCUGUAUCGCUUCAGUAUUCAGAACUUAGAGUACAAGAUGGAGACGCUGGAGGCCUUUGUAAUCAUGCAAAGCAUUAACAUGCUGCAAGGUUUGAUCCCUCUGAAGGAGCAAGGUGCGGAGGUCACGCCAGAGCACCUGGGGAGGCUGUACGUCUUCUCCCUGAUGUGGAGCAUUGGGGCGCUGCUGGAGCUGGACGGCCGGCGCCGGCUGGAGCACUGGCUGCGUUCUCAGGAAGCGCUGACCUUGGAUCUGCCGCCACUAGCAGGGACCAAUGACACCAUGUUUGACUAUUACGUCACGUCUGACGGUAAAUGGAUGCACUGGAACACACGUACUGAGGAAUAUGAAUAUCCACCUAAUGCCACCCCAGAAUACAGCUCCAUCCUGGUGCCAAAUGUUGACAAUGUGAGGACUGACUUCCUAAUUAAAACCAUUGCUAAACAGGGCAAGGCUGUGUUGUUAAUUGGUGAGCAAGGGACAGCCAAAACGGUCAUAAUCAAAGGAUUUAUGUCAAAAUACGAACCUGAAAGUCACAUGAUCAAGAGUCUGAAUUUUUCUUCUGCAACGACUCCACUGAUGUUUCAGAGGACAAUAGAGAGUUAUGUGGAUAAACGCAUGGGCACAACAUAUGGCCCUCCUGCAGGAAAGAAGAUGACUGUUUUUAUUGAUGACGUGAAUAUGCCAAUCAUCAAUGAGUGGGGAGACCAGGUUACUAAUGAGAUCGUGCGACAGCUAAUGGAACAGAAUGGUUUUUAUAACCUCGAGAAGCCUGGGGAGUUUACCAGCAUCGUGGACAUCCAGGUUUUGGCAGCCAUGAUCCAUCCUGGGGGUGGGCGCAAUGAUAUACCCCAAAGACUCAAGAGGCAGUUCUCUAUAUUUAACUGCACGCUGCCCUCUGAUGCUUCCAUGGACAAGAUCUUUGGUGUGAUUGGGAUAGGCUACUACAGUGUCCAAAGGGGUUUCUCAGAAGAAGUGAGAGAUUCAGUGACAAAAUUGGUUCCCCUGACACGCCGGCUGUGGCAGAUGACUAAGAUUAAAAUGCUUCCUACCCCUGCAAAAUUCCAUUAUGUAUUUAAUCUUCGAGAUCUUUCUAAGAUCUGGCAGGGAAUGCUGAACACUACGUCAGAGGUUAUCAAGGAACCAGAUGAACUGUUAAGGCUGUGGAAACAUGAAUGUAAACGCGUGAUAGCCGAUCGUUUCACGGUGCCUGAUGAUGUGGCCUGGUUUGAUAAGGCUUUAGCAAGUGUGGUGGAGGAGGAGUUUGGUGAAGAGAAAAAGCUCUUGGUGGAUUGUGGAAUCGACUCUUAUUUUGUGGAUUUCUUGAGGGAUGCACCUGAAGCAACAGGAGAAUCAUCUGAGGAGACUGAUGUGGAGAUGCCCAAAGUUUAUGAGCCAAUUCAGUCUUUUGAUCACUUAAAGGAGCGUUUGAAUAUGUUCCUGCAGCUCCAUAAUGAGAGUGUCCGUGGCGCCGGCAUGGAUUUGGUGUUCUUCGUGGAUGCGAUGGUCCACUUAGUCAAGAUCUCACGCAUCAUUCGCACUCCCCGGGGAAAUGCCCUCCUGGUGGGGGUUGGCGGGUCAGGAAAGCAGAGUCUGACAAGAUUGGCCUCCUUCAUUGCUGGCUAUACUUCCUUCCAGAUCACUCUGACAAGAUCCUACAACACAUCAAAUCUGAUGGAAGACCUGAAAAUUUUGUAUAGAACAGCUGGUCAGCAAGGCAAAGGAAUCACUUUUAUUUUCACGGACAAUGAGAUCAAGGAUGAGUCAUUUUUGGAAUAUAUGAACAACGUUUUAUCAUCUGGUGAGGUCUCCAACCUAUUUGCUCGGGAUGAAAUUGAUGAAAUCAAUAGUGAUCUCACAUCAGUCAUGAAAAAAGAACACCCCAGAUGUCCGCCGACCAAUGAGAACCUGUAUGACUAUUUCAUGAGCCGGGUCCGACAGAACCUUCACGUUGUGCUCUGCUUUUCACCGGUGGGGGAGAAAUUUCGAAACCGGGCUUUGAAGUUCCCCGCCUUGAUUUCAGGGUGCACUGUUGACUGGUUCAGCCGCUGGCCUAAGGACGCCCUAAUUGCUGUGUCUGAACACUUCCUCUCUUCCUAUGAUAUCGGCUGCAGUUUGGAAACCAAGAAAGAAGUGGUCCAGUGCAUGGGCUCCUUCCAGGAUGGAGUAGCUGAGAAGUGUGUUGAUUAUUUCCAGAGAUUCCGACGUUCUACCCAUGUGACUCCCAAGUCAUACCUCUCCUUUAUUCAGGCCUAUAAGUUCAUAUAUAGAGAAAAGCACAUGGAAGUGCAAACUCUGGCCAACAGGAUGAAUACUGGAUUGAAAAAGCUAAAAGAAGCUUCAGAGUCUGUUGCAGCUCUGAGCAAAGAACUGGAAGUGAAAGAAAAGGAGCUACAAGUGGCAAAUGAUAAAGCUGACACGGUCUUAAAAGAAGUGACGAUGAAGGCACAAGCUGCUGAAAAGGUCAAGGCUGAGGUACAGAAGGUAAAGGACAAAGCACAGGCCAUUGUAGACGGCAUCUCUAAAGAUAAAGCCAUCGCAGAAGAGAAACUGGAAGCAGCCAAACCUGCUUUAGAAGAGGCAGAAGUGGCCCUGCAGACCAUCAAGCCUUCGGACAUCGCCACCGUCCGCACGCUGGGCCGACCCCCUCACCUCAUCAUGAGGAUCAUGGACUGUGUGCUGCUGCUGUUUCACAGGAAAGUCAAUGCAGUGAAAAUUGACCUGGAAAGAAGCUGUACAAUUCCUUCCUGGCAGGAGUCUUUAAAACUGAUGACUGCAGGGAACUUUUUACAGAACUUACAGCAAUUCCCAAAAGACACAAUCAAUGAAGAAGUGAUAGAAUUUUUGAGUCCUUACUUUGAAAUGACAGACUACAACAUCGAAACUGCUAAACGUGUAUGUGGGAAUGUAGCAGGUCUUUGUUCCUGGACCAAAGCCAUGGCUUCCUUCUUUUCUAUAAACAGAGAGGUGCUGCCCCUGAAGGCCAACCUGGUGGUGCAGGAGAAUCGCCACGCCUUGGCCAUGCAGGAUCUGCAGAAGGCGCAGGCGGAGCUGGACGACAAGCAGGCAGAGCUUGAUGUGGUGCAGGCUGAGUAUGAACAGGCCAUGUCUGAGAAGCAGACCUUGCUUGAAGAUGCCGAGAGGUGCAGGCAUAAAAUGCAGACGGCCUCCGCGCUGAUCGGUGGCUUGGCAGGAGAAAAAGAAAGAUGGACAGAGCAAAGUCAAGAGUUUGCAGCACAAACAAAAAGACUUGUUGGGGAUGUUUUGUUGGCCACGGCUUUUCUGUCUUACUCUGGUCCAUUUAACCAAGAAUUUCGCAAUCUGCUGUUAAAUGACUGGCAGAAGGAAAUGAAAGCCCGGGAAAUUCCAUUUGCAGACAAUCUAAAUCUCAACGAGAUGCUGAUUGAUGCUCCUACCAUUAGCGAAUGGAAUCUCCAAGGCCUGCCAAAUGACGACCUAUCCAUUCAGAAUGGAAUUAUUGUCACAAAGGCAUCUCGUUAUCCUUUGUUAAUUGAUCCACAGACUCAAGGCAAGAUCUGGAUUAAAAAUAAAGAAAGCCAAAAUGAACUCCAGGUCACAUCUCUAAAUCACAAGUACUUCAGAAACCACCUGGAGGACAGCCUUUCUCUUGGAAGGCCCUUGCUGAUCGAAGAUGUUGGGGAGGAACUAGAUCCAGCACUAGAAAACGUUUUGGAGAGAAACUUCAUUAAGACUGGGUCUACCUUUAAGGUGAAAAUCAGUGACAAGGAAGUAGAUGUGAUGGAUGGCUUCAGACUCUACAUUACCACCAAACUGCCCAACCCGGCCUAUACCCCUGAGAUAAGUGCUCGAACCUCUAUCAUCGACUUCACCGUCACCAUGAAAGGUCUAGAAGACCAGCUGCUUGGUAGAGUCAUUCUCACAGAGAAGCAGGAAUUGGAGAAAGAAAGAACUCAUCUUAUGGAAGAUGUAACUGCAAACAAAAGAAGAAUGAAGGAGCUAGAAGAUAAUUUGCUUUACCGGCUGACCAGUACCCAGGGGUCCUUGGUGGAAGAUGAGAGUCUCAUUGUUGUGCUGAGUAACACAAAAAAGACUGCUGAAGAGGUGACACAGAAGCUGGAAAUUUCGGCUGAGACAGAAAUUCAAAUUAACUCAGCCCGGGAGGAAUACAGACCUGUGGCUACAAGGGGCAGCAUCCUGUAUUUUCUCAUCACUGAGAUGCGCUUGGUUAAUGAGAUGUAUCAGACUUCGCUCCGCCAGUUUCUCGGCUUGUUUGACCUUUCCUUAGCCAGGUCCGUCAAGAGCCCAAUUACAAGCAAAAGAAUUGCCAAUAUCAUCGAACACAUGACCUAUGAGGUCUAUAAGUACGCUGCCCGGGGCUUGUACGAGGAGCACAAAUUCCUGUUCACCUUGCUGCUUACCCUGAAGAUUGACAUCCAGAGGAACCGGGUCAAGCAUGAAGAGUUUCUCACCCUUAUUAAAGGUGGUGCCUCAUUGGACCUUAAAGCUUGUCCCCCUAAACCAUCUAAAUGGAUCCUGGACAUGACCUGGCUGAAUUUGGUGGAACUCAGCAAACUUAGACAGUUUUCAGACGUCCUUGAUCAGAUAUCAAGAAAUGAAAAAAUGUGGAAAAUUUGGUUCGAUAAGGAAAACCCUGAGGAAGAACCUCUCCCCAAUGCCUAUGACAAAUCCCUUGACUGCUUUAGACGUCUUCUUCUUAUUAGAUCCUGGUGUCCUGACAGAACCAUUGCCCAGGCCCGGAAGUACAUCAUGGACUCCAUGGGAGAAAGCUAUGCCGAAGGAGUCAUCUUGGACUUGGAAAAGACAUGGGAGGAAUCUGAUCCACGGACACCACUCAUCUGCCUCCUGUCUAUGGGCUCAGAUCCUACAGAUUCCAUCAUUGCCUUGGGGAAGAGGUUAAAAAUAGAAACUCGUUACGUGUCCAUGGGCCAGGGUCAGGAGGUCCAUGCGCGCAAGCUCCUGCAGCAGACCAUGGCAAACGGAGGAUGGGCACUUCUGCAGAACUGCCACCUGGGACUCGAUUUCAUGGAUGAGCUAAUGGACACUGUUACAGAAACCAAGACUGUGCAUGAUGCUUUCCGCCUGUGGAUGACCACUGAGGUUCAUAAGCAGUUUCCCAUUACACUUCUUCAGAUGUCUAUUAAGUUUGCCAAUGAGCCUCCGCAGGGCCUCAGGGCAGGACUGAAAAGAACAUAUGGCGGUGUGAGCCAAGACCUGCUGGACGUGAGCACGGUGGCCCAGUGGAAGCCCAUGCUGUACGCCGUGGCUUUCCUGCACUCCACAGUCCAGGAGAGGCGGAAGUUUGGUCCCCUGGGGUGGAACAUCCCUUAUGAAUUUAAUCAAGCGGACUUUAAUGCCACUGUGCAGUUCAUCCAAAACCACUUAGAUGACAUGGAUAUCAAAAAGGGCGUCUCCUGGACCACCGUCCGCUACAUGGUAGGCGAGAUUCAGUAUGGAGGCAGAGUCACUGAUGACUACGAUAAGAGGUUGUUGAACACAUUUGCUAAGGUUUGGUUUAGUGAGAAUAUGUUCGGACCAGAUUUCAGCUUUUACCAAGGAUAUAAUAUUCCAAAGUGCAGCACAGUGGAUAACUACCUUCAUUAUAUCCAGAGUUUGCCCGCCUACGACAGCCCCGAGGUCUUCGGGCUGCACCCCAAUGCUGACAUCACGUACCAGAGCAAGCUGGCCAAGGACGUGCUGGACACCAUCCUGGGCAUCCAACCCAAGGACAGCUCUGGUGGAGGGGAUGAGACCCGGGAGGCCGUGGUGGCCCGGCUGGCUGAUGACAUGCUGGAAAAGCUACCCCCUGACUAUGGUCCAUUUGAAGUAAGAGAGAGGCUACAGAAGAUGGGGCCAUUCCAGCCUAUGAACAUUUUCCUCCGGCAGGAGAUAGACAGAAUGCAAAGGGUGCUCACCCUGGUCCGCAGCACCCUGACCGAGCUAAAACUUGCCAUCGAUGGCACCAUCAUCAUGAGUGAAAAUCUUCGUGAUGCAUUAAAUUGCAUGUUUGAUGCCAGAAUUCCUGCUCAGUGGAAAAAAGCAUCGUGGGUUUCAAGUACAUUGGGUUUCUGGUUUACGGAACUUAUAGAAAGAAACUGCCAAUUUACCUCUUGGGUUUUCAAUGGCCGACCCCACUGCUUCUGGAUGACAGGCUUUUUUAACCCCCAAGGAUUUUUAACUGCAAUGCGACAGGAGAUAACUCGGGCCAACAAAGGCUGGGCCCUGGACAAUAUGGUGCUUUGCAACGAAGUCACUAAGUGGAUGAAAGAUGACGUUUCUGCCCCUCCCACAGAGGGUGUCUACGUCUAUGGUUUAUAUCUUGAAGGUGCUGGCUGGGACAAGAGGAGCAUGAAACUCAUUGAGUCCAAACCGAAAGUGCUCUUUGAGUUGAUGCCUGUCAUAAGGAUUUAUGCAGAACACAACACUCUAAGAGAUCCUCGGUUUUACUCCUGCCCCAUCUACAAGAAGCCGGUCCGAACGGACUUGAACUACAUUGCUGCUGUGGACCUGAGGACAGCCCAGGCGCCGGAACACUGGGUGCUCCGUGGGGUCGCCCUUCUCUGUGAUGUCAAGUAA
Molecule: messenger RNA, 14559 nt
Organism: Pteronotus mesoamericanus
Lineage: Eukaryota; Metazoa; Chordata; Mammalia; Chiroptera; Mormoopidae
Gene: DNAH5
Product: dynein axonemal heavy chain 5
Exons: 81
Coding region: 1-14559 (4852 amino acids)
Biological process (GO): microtubule-based movement
Cellular component (GO): axonemal dynein complex
Molecular function (GO): ATP hydrolysis activity; minus-end-directed microtubule motor activity; ATP binding
Source: RefSeq, a predicted model, not a curated record